GCCGGCCCGCAGCGCCCCUGCGCCCGGAGGCGAGGAUGCUCGCGGGCCCCGGCUGCCUUGCGGCCCGUCGUUGGACCCGCAUGCCGUCCGGGCCAGCUUGGGCCGCGCUGCAGGGGAGGGAUGCCCGAAAUGGAGGGCUUCUAGGCAGAGGCGGCCUGGGCAGCGCCCGGGAAGCAGGUGGCGGGACGCGGGAUGCAGGGAGGCGAGGCGCCCCCUAGUGGCCGAGCUCCCGUGCGCAGGCACGGCCACCCGCGGGGUCUGGGGACCCACCGCGCUCUUGGGAAGUGCAGUGACCCGGUCCCCAGAUGCGCUGGCCCGGACAGUGGGGCCGCAGGUCGCGGGGCUCCUCCCCUUCCCGGCCGGCGCUCGCAGGGGUCGGGGACCUUUCCCGGUACUCUGGUCCCCACCUGGUCUGCGCUGCGCCCGGAGGGUCGCCGUCUGGGCGGGAAGAGCACCUGGCCUGGCGCGCCGGCUUCGAGCUGACUCACAGGGGCGGGUGCAAUAAAUCAGACGGAGAAAUCCCUCCAUGGAUUCGCUCGGUUGUCAUGGCAACGCUGGCCUGCUUUGGAAGCUCCUGGGCUCCACCAAGAAGAUCAACGUCAACUUCCAGGACCCAGACGGUUUCUCUGCUCUCCACCACGCCGCCCUGAAUGGCAACACGGAGCUGAUUGCCCUGCUGCUGGAGGCCCAGGCCGCCGUGGACAUCAAGGACAAUAAAGGCAUGCGGCCCCUGCACUACGCGGCCUGGCAGGGCCGGAAGGAGCCCAUGAAGCUGGUGCUGAAGGCGGGCUCAGCCGUGAACGUCCCCUCAGAUGAGGGCCACAUCCCCCUGCACCUGGCGGCCCAGCACGGGCACUACGACGUGUCUGAGAUGCUGCUGCAGCAUCAGUCCAACCCCUGCAUGGUGGACAACUCGGGCAAGACGCCGCUCGACCUGGCCUGUGAGUUCGGCCGCGUCGGGGUGGUGCAGCUACUCCUGAGCAGCAACAUGUGCGCAGCCUUGCUCGAGCCACGGCCGGGGGACACCACGGACCCCAACGGCACCAGCCCCCUGCACCUGGCGGCCAAGAACGGCCACAUAGACAUUAUCAGACUCCUCCUCCAAGCUGGCAUCGACAUCAACCGCCAGACCAAGGCCGGCACAGCGCUGCACGAGGCAGCGCUGUGCGGCAAGACAGAGGUGGUGCGCCUGCUGCUGGAGAAUGGCAUCAACGCCCACGUGAGGAACACCUACAGCCAGACAGCGUUGGACAUCGUGCACCAGUUCACUGCCUCGCAGGCCAGCAAGGAGAUAAAGCAGCUGCUGAGAGAGGCCUCGGCGGCUCUGCAGGUGCGGGCGACCAAGGAUUAUUGCAACAACUACGACCUGACCAGCCUCAAUGUGAAGGCGGGGGAUAUCAUCACAGUCCUAGAGCAACACCCGGACGGGCGGUGGAAGGGCUGUAUCCAUGAUAACAGGACGGGCAACGACCGCGUGGGCUACUUCCCAGCCUCCCUGGGCGAGGCUCUGCUGAAGCGAGCAGGUUCCCGAGCAGGGGCUGAGCCCAGUCCACCCCAGGGAGGCAGCUCGUCGGGGCCCUCUGCACCUCCAGAGGAGAUCUGGGUGCUGAGGAAACCUUUUGCAGGCGGGGACCGAAGUGGCAGCCUGAGUGGCGGGGCCGGGGGCCGGAGCACCGGGGGCCACGCCCUGCACGCGGGUGCUGAAGGGGUCAAGCUCCUGGCCACUGUGCUCUCCCAGAAGUCCGUCUCGGAGUCCAGUCCCGGGGACAGCCCUGUCAAGCCCCCGGAGGGUUCCGCAGGUGCCGCCCGAUCACAGCCUUCGGGGGCCCGUGCUGGGCAGGUCUAUGCAGAACAGUCACCCAAGAAGCUGGAGCCUGCGUCAGAGGGCAAGAGCGCCGAGGCCGUCAGCCAGUGGCUCGCCACCUUCCAGCUGCAGCUUUAUGCCCCCAACUUCGUGGGUGCGGGCUACGACCUGCCCACCAUCAGCCGCAUGACCCCUGAGGACCUCACCGCCAUUGGGGUCACCAAACCGGGUCACCGGAAGAAGAUCACGGCCGAGAUCGGCAGCCUCAGCGUGCCCGACUGGCUGCCUGAGCACAAACCCGCUAACCUGGCCGUGUGGCUGUCGAUGAUCGGCCUGGCCCAGUACUACAAGGUGCUGGUGGAGAACGGCUAUGAGAACAUCGAUUUCAUCACGGACAUCACCUGGGAAGACCUGCAGGAAAUCGGCAUCACCAAGCUGGGACACCAGAAGAAGCUGAUGCUGGCAGUGCGGAAGCUCGCAGAGCUGCAGAAGGCAGAGUACGCCAAGUACGAGGGGGGGCCCCUGCGCCGGAAGGCACCCCAGUCCCUCGAGGUGAUGGCGAUUGAGUCGCCGCCGCCGCCUGAGCCCGCUGCCGGGGACUGCCAGUCUCCGAAGAUGACCACCUUUCAGGACAGCGAACUCAGCGGCGAGCUGCAGGCGGCCCUAACCGGCCCUGCUGAGGGCGCGGCGGCUGCCGCCCCCAACCACCUGCCGCCGACCCCCAGGGCUGCGGGGCGCCCGGAGCCCAGCUUGGGGGGGCGGGCACGGCAUAUGAGCAGCUCCCAGGAGCUGCUGGGCGACGGGCCGCCAGGGCCUGGCAGCCCCCUGUCCCGGAGCCAAGAGUACCUGUUGGAUGAGGUGCCGGCCCCCAGCACCCCACCCAAGGAGGCCCGGCCCGGCCGCCACGGCCACAGCAUGAAGCGGGCCAGCGUGCCCCCGGUGCCUGGCAAGCCACGGCAGGUCCUGCCGCCCGCUGCCAGCCACUUUACGCCCCCCCAGACACCCACGAAAGGGCGGCCGGGCUCCCCCCAGGCCCUGGGGGCCGCUCACACUCCGGCGCCAGCUACUGCGAAGGUGAAGCCCACCCCCCAGCUGCUGCCCCCCUCUGAGCGGCCCAUGUCUCCCCGCUCGCUGCCGCAGUCACCCACGCACCGGGGCUUCGCCUACGUGCUGCCUCAGCCCGUGGAGGGCGAGGCGGGGCCGCCCUCGCCCGUGCCGCCGCCCGCGCCCGUGCCCACGCUGUGCCUGCCCCCAGACACCGACGCGGAACCGGGGCGGCCCAAGAAGCGCGCGCACAGCCUGAACCGCUACGCGGCGUCUGACAGCGAGCCCGAGCGGGACGAGCUGCUUGUGCCCGCCGCCGCCGGGCCCUACGCCACUGUCCAGCGGCGCGUGGGCCGCAGCCACUCCGUGCGGGCACCCGCGGCUGCCGACAAGAACGUCAACCGGAGCCAGUCCUUUGCGGUGCGGCCCCGGAAGAAGGGACCCCCACCACCCCCACCCAAGCGCUCUAGCUCGGCCAUGGUCAGCGCAGACCUGUCCGAUGAACCGGCGCCGGAUGCGGAGGCCGAGGUGGCUGGGCCAGACGAUGGCCAGCUGGGGGUGCGGGCACAGCGCCGGAGGGCUAGCGACCUGGCGGGCAGCGUGGACACAGGCAGCGCGGGCAGUGUGAAGAGCAUCGCGGCCAUGCUGGAGCUCUCCUCCAUCGGGGGUGGGGUCCGUGCGGCCCGACGGCCACCAGAAGGCCAUCCGACGCCGCGGCCGGCCAGCCCGGACCCGGGUCGUGUGGCCACUGUACUGGCCUCAGUGAAGCACAAGGAGGCCAUUGGGCCAGACGGCGAGGUGGUCAGCCGGCGCCGCACGCUCAGCGGGCCGGUCACCGGACUCCUUGCUACUGCCCGCCGGGGCCCCGGGGAGCCGGCUGCCCCCACCGAUCAUGGGCACUUUGGGGAGGAUGGUGCCAGUCGGCAGCGGUCUCGCGGUCCCGCCAAGGGUGAGGCAGGCGGCGAGGGCCCACCCUUGGCCAGGGUGGAGGCCAGUGCCACCCUCAAGAGGCGCAUCCGGGCCAAGCAGAGCCAGCAGGAGAACGUCAAGUUCAUCCUGACCGAGUCUGACACGGUCAAACGCAGGCCCAAGGCCAAGGAGCGCGAGGCGGGCCCAGAGCCGCCCCCGCCGCUGUCCGUGUACCAGGACGGCGCGGGCACCCUGCGCCGCAGGCUGGGCUCCGAGCAGGCGGCACCCCCAGACCUGCCCCCGCCGCCGCCGCCCGCGGAGCCCCCUCCUGCCGACCUGCUGCCGCUGCCCCCGCUGCCCCCGCCCGAGGGCGACGGCCGGAAGCCUGCCAAGCCGCCCGUCUCUCCCAAGCCCGUCUUGGCUCACCAGGUGCCCAAAGGCCAGGGUUCGCCCGCACCUGCCUCCAAGAAGGUGCCACUGCCCGGCCCGGGCAGCCCAGAGGUGAAGCGCGCCCACGGCACGCCGCCGCCCGUGUCGCCCAAGCCGCCGCCGCCGCCCACCGCGCCCAAGCCGGCCAAGGCCCCCGCGGGGCUACCGCCGGGCAGCGCCAGCCCGUCGCCCGCGCCCUCGCCGGCCCGCCAGCCGCCCGCCGCGCUCGCCAAGGCGGCCAGCACCCCGCCCUCGGGGAGCGCCAGCCCCGCCAAGCCCCAGUCCCCGGGCGCGCCCGCGCUGCACGUGCCCGCCAAGCCGCCGCGCGCCGCCGCCGCCGCCGCGCCCCCCGCCGCCGCCGACGGCGCCUCGCCCGGGGACAGCGCGCGCCAGAAGCUGGAGGAGACGAGCGCGUGCCUGGCGGCGGCGCUGCAGGCCGUGGAGGCCAAGAUCCGGCAGGAGGACGCGCAGGGCGCGCGCCCCGCAGCCCCCGAGGAGAAGAGCACGAGCAGCAUCCUGGACGACAUCGGCAGCAUGUUCGACGACCUGGCCGACCAGCUGGACGCCAUGCUGGAGUGAGCGGCGCCCCCGCCCGCUGCCCCUUACCUCAGGACGGGCACCCGGGCCGGGCGCGGGCGGCUGGGCAGGCGCGUGGGGUCCCGCCGGCACAAGCACAACUCGCGGGACGGCCAGGCACCGCCGCGUGCGGAAUGUCCAGAACGUCCCUGUGCGACAGCUGCUGCCCGCCCGAGGCAGCGCCAGGGGCACAGCCGCCGCCCCCCUCUGCGGCAGAGCACAGGCCUAUGCCCAGCACAGAACUGCCCGGUGGGGACCGCUGCCAGCCGCUCCAAUGCAGCACAAGGGGCCGGGGGCCAGGGCCCCCCACCCCAUGUACCCUCCAGAAUAUAAGCUAUCAAGAGUAUUAAUUUAUUGGGAAUCAGCUGAGGCAGAUUUCCCCAGAGAAACAAAAGGUAUAACUUUAACAAAUAUAUAUUUAAAGAAAGAAAAAAAUAUUAUUGACUCUAUAGAAAACCAUUUACCAACGGGAAGGGCGCUGGAGUCCAGCUGGGACCAGCCCGGGAGGCCCAAGCUGCCUGCUGUCCACAUGUGCCCCACCCCCCCACGGGAGCGACCUGCCCCUGGCAUGUCCUGUGUCUGCCUCGGCCCCUUGUUCCCUCCUGGUGUCGUGCAUCUGGAGCUCAAGGGACGUGCCUUGACCCCAUGGGCUGCAGUCCCCAAGCUGGGAGGCAGUGGGGGCGGGGGGGUGGCGCUCUCCUGGCAGGGUGCCGAGGGCUGCACCCCAGCGCUGGGCAGUGCUGGCACACACCCCUUGCUCCCAGGGCCUGCCCUGGCCCUGCACCCAUUGCCCGCCUGCCCUCAAGUUCCCCAGGAGCUUCCGCUCGCGUCCAGGCUGUGUCGUGUGGUCCUGCCCGCCCGCCCGCCCGCGCUGCCUGGCCUCUGUUGUUUGCUGACCCACGUGUGUUGGGAGCAACUCUGAUGUUUCUUAAAAAACAAAAAACAAACCAAGAACACCUGAAAGCAGCUACUGUGAUGAGGGAGGGGAGAGCACACAGGCCGGGGGCCUCGGGGUGCGCGGGCCCUGCCAGCUCCACGCCUGGCGCUCCGAGAAAGCGCCGUGCCCGCUGUCCCGGGCACAGCUGUGGGCUUGAAUAAACAGCAGAAAACUGA
Messenger RNA from Sorex araneus (European shrew), 5875 nucleotides. It is a transcript of the gene CASKIN1, whose product is annotated as CASK interacting protein 1. The record is from RefSeq and is a predicted model, not a curated record. The transcript has 20 exons. Gene Ontology annotation, molecular function: protein binding. NCBI's taxonomy places the organism in Eukaryota, Metazoa, Chordata, Mammalia, Eulipotyphla, Soricidae. The coding region runs from base 527 to 4765 and encodes 1412 amino acids.